AUGGCCAAGUUUCAGACCUCGGAGCAGGAGAUGAAUGAACAACUCCAGUAUCUUAAAAGAAAGGAAAAGCUGGUGGCUGAAGCGAAUGCACUUGUACAGCGAGAAGUUUACCUGGCUGAAGAGAUUGAACUUCAACAACGAGGAAGCGAUCCAGCCCUGCAUCCAGCAACACAACCGAUCAUCGACAACCACAAGAAGGAACUCAAAGAUCUUGCCCUGGGGGAGCGUGGAUCCGAGAUUAUGACAGAAGAAGGUCUGCUACCACACGGGGUACCCAUUCGCCCGCAUGUGCAGGUCGAGGCGGAUGCUGUGCAUUUGGAUGUGGCUGCUGUGACAAAAUUCGCGCCUUCGGGGCAGUUCCGAAGGAAAGACCAGCUAUGUACUUCUACUCAAACUGCACUAUUGAAUGUGCAUGCUGCCAUCGACGUGAGCUCCGUGCAUUCCGUACCCAAGAGAAAAGUUUGA
This is a messenger RNA of Penicillium odoratum, 465 nucleotides long. RefSeq lists its product as uncharacterized. Lineage: Eukaryota; Fungi; Ascomycota; Eurotiomycetes; Eurotiales; Aspergillaceae. The record is from RefSeq and is a predicted model, not a curated record. The transcript is spliced from 2 exons. Bases 1 to 465 code for a protein of 154 amino acids.